UGUAGAUGUUCCCUCAACCAAUUCGAGAAAGAGGACGCUGUUUGAGAGCAAAGAGCAAAGCCCAGGCGACGCAGGGUGCCCACCAGAGUUGCAGCUAGAGUUGCUUCCCACCCACAAGCGAGUUGCUUGCCGUCCGCAGGCUUUCAUAUCUUUCAUCCAUGAGAGUUGAAGGGUGGAAGACGAUGCAAUGGUGGAAGACGGUUGCACCGCCUAGCCGAGUCUUGCCGGCUGCAGGGCAGCCGAGCUGAACUAGCUGAGCACAUUUAGACACCAUGCGCUAAGUCAUCUAGACACCAUGCGCUAGAGUCUUGCUUUCUUUUUGCCCCUGGUUCUGAGGCUCAGAACAUGCGCCUUGGAAGAUUUUCUCGUUUUUUUGGCCAAAAUGGCACGCGGGACUGAGAAAGGAGAACAGGAUGGCAUGACGCGAGCCUGCGUUGACGAGUGGAGGUGUGGUGGGCGGUAGAGAUCUUCCAAAGACCACUUGACCGAGGCCAAGUGGUCAAGUGGAGGUCAUUUUACAAAUCGGUGGUCGAAUUACCAUGCCCUUUCGUGUGAGGAAAGCAUGGCAGCCGAGGUUGUCUCACUUCUUUAGAGGGGAUCGAUUCAAUUCUUUCUCAGACCAAUCCAGCUGGGCCUCCCAGAUCGAAAGCAUGGGCCUUGGGUGACAACGACCAUCCUGGGGCCAGAGAGGCGGGCCAAUCGGAAAGCCCCACGAAAAAAAGGGCCACGUCAAGAAACGCUGCCAAGCCCUUUCGUGCCUCCUUCUGCUCAAGCCCUGGUGCCACCCUGCCGGGGGUGAUGGGCAUGACACUAAUGAAGUGGUUUGCAUGGGCCUUCUUGGGCUUGGCCCAUGGCAUCGUUUUGCAGCUGUCCGAACAGAUGGCGCCAGCAAAUGGCGCUCCCUUCCUGGCGCCGGCGGAGCUGCCGCAGUUCCCCGAGCCACGGGAGGAUUUGAUGGCGGCGGAGUACACGGUGAAUCGAGGCGUGUCCAACGUGCCGAAGAUCCUGGAGCACGGACGAGCACAUGACUGCGACGAUGGAGAACAUGCCAGCAAGAACAAGUGUUUGACCCACGAAAACCGCAAAUGCAUGUGGGUCAGGCUUCACAGUCAUGAUCCACGCCCACUGGUGCAGAAGGAGACCGCCUUUUGCAUGCCUUGCCAACUGGAUGGCGUCGAUCUGCCCUGUUGGAACAGCGGCGCCUGGUUGGGUGGCAGCCAGGUCAUGGAGUGUGAGAUGUCCUGCCUUCAUCAGAAGCGGGUGAUGCAACCGCAGUACUCCUGCACCGACUUCACCGGCAUCGAUAGCCAGACGUCCUGCUUCGGCCGCGGCGAUGAAACCAGCUCCAAGUGCAUGUUCAUCACCUACCAGGAUCAGCAUGGGGCGACCAAGUCCUCCUGUGCGCCUUGCGAGCUGCAAGGGGUGGGCAACAUCGAUUGCCCGGUGAGUGGCAUGACAGGCCCCGAGGUGAACUCCACCGUAACGAUGUGUGCCAGCCAGUGCGAGGCUCCCAGGCCCGACGCCCACGUGACGCUGGCACCCUCCGUGACCAACCCAGGCCUCAGCCGCGUCUCCGCGCGCCCCGACGAGAUGGUCACCGCGCCCGUGUCGCCGCCGCUGCCGCCCGCCGAGGGCGAGACUGCCUUGGCCACGCGGGCGCAGGUGGCGAAUAGGAUGACGACCACCACGCCCUAUGGACAGGCCCCAGAGUAUUUCCCGAUGGUGGUCUAUCGAAGCCCGGAGGACGUGAAAGCCACGAAGGUCCAUGCGGCGUCCACCGAGCUGCCGUGGCCCGUGGAGCUGCCAGCCCUGAAGGAGCCAAGCACAACUGGCUGAGCGUGCAUUUGGCGGAUUCUUGAGGGUGUGGUUCAAAGCUUGCGGUCCAGAUGUGUGCUUGGGC
Messenger RNA from Durusdinium trenchii, 1900 nucleotides. The record is from the annotation of a GenBank genome assembly. NCBI's taxonomy places the organism in Eukaryota, Dinophyceae, Suessiales, Symbiodiniaceae.